AUGAGAGCAACUGAUAAGCCAUGUGUUAUAACUGUCAUUUAUGGGUAUAACACAUGUGAACAAAGAAAGAAUAUAUGGGAAACACUAAAGGAAUUGGCUCAAGGAAUCAAUAUGCCAUGGCUAAUUGUUGGAGACUUUAAUGCAGUGCUAUACCCACAGGAUAGACUGUUUGGAAAUCAAGUUCAGUAUGUAGAGAUCAAAGACUUCACUGAAUGUAUACAUGACUUGCUGCUUAAUGAAGUUAAAUGGACAGGGGAAUACUAUACAUGUACUAACAAGCAACAAAGUAAUGACAGAAUCUGUAGUAGACUUGACAGGGCUUUUGGCAAUCAUGAUUGGAUGAUGGAAUGGGGCCACAUAAUAAUGGAGUAUGAUGUUCUUCUAAUCUCAGAUCAUGCCCCAACGCUGUUCACUCUCAUACCAAGGCUCACUACUUGGAAGAUGAGAAAUAUAUGGUUGAAACUGAAGGCCCUUAAACCAUUGUUCAAGCAGUUAAAUAAUGAGGAGUUUAAGACCAUCACACAUAGAGUAGAUAAAGCAAGAAAUGACUUAGUGGCAAUCCAAAAGCAACUGAAUUCUCAAUGGUCUAAAAAUCUUAUGGAACAGGAAAGAUCUAAUUUGCUUAAUUUGGAGAAAUGGUCUAUGAUUGAAGAGAGCAUCAUGAAGCAGAAGUCAAGGGUCAAAUGA
Nicotiana attenuata is the source of this 687-nucleotide messenger RNA. RefSeq lists its product as uncharacterized. Gene Ontology annotation, molecular function: catalytic activity. Bases 1 to 687 code for a protein of 228 amino acids. The transcript has 2 exons. NCBI's taxonomy places the organism in Eukaryota, Viridiplantae, Streptophyta, Magnoliopsida, Solanales, Solanaceae. The record is from RefSeq and is a predicted model, not a curated record.